UAUCAUCAUUUUUACUUCAAUCAAUCUUAGAUAAUGUAAAAUAUAAUCCUUUGAUUAAUUAUAAUUUGAAUAGUUAAUUAUAAAUGAUAAGUCUAGACAAUUAACUAAUAAAUCGUCUAGUUAUAUAUAAAAUCAAAUGAGUUUUUUAGUAACUGUAUUGCCGUUACUGUAUUGCCGUCGAAGCGUGAGUAACUGUAUUGCCGUCGAAGAGUGUGUUCUGAGACAACAUCGUCAUCGUUAUCAUCAUCGCACUGUGCCAUGGCCGUCACGCCCUCCACCUCUCUCCUCUCCUUCCUCCAACGCCUCCAAAAAACCGCCUUCGAAGCCUUCGGCGGUACCGAUUUCGAUCCCAAGACCUACGUCGACGUGCCUCUUAGGUUCGCACUAUCCGUUACCCAGGACGCGUUCCAGAAGCUUCCGCGUAACGCCAACGGCACCGUGGCGGCUGAAGAUUUAAAGCGCUUUCUAGAAGCCUACUUCGGAGGUGCAGGGGACGAUCUGGUGCACCUGACCCCACACGAUUUCGUUCGCGAACCGGAGGGUUUCUUGCCCAAGGUCAAACACCCUCAGGUGCGGGCCUGGGCCUUGCAGGUCCAUUGGCUUUGGAAAAACUUGACCCGGAAAGUAUCCGAUGCGGUGCAUGCGCACCCGGACUUGCAUACGCUGCUCCCUCUCCCCGGUUCCGUUGUCAUUCCCGGUUCGCGUUUUCGCGAGGUUUAUUACUGGGAUUCUUACUGGGUUAUUAGGGGCCUGAUCGCGAGUAAAAUGCACGACACUGCUACUGCUAUUGUGACCAACCUCAUUUCCUUGAUAGAACAAUAUGGAUUUGUUCUUAAUGGUGCUAGAGCAUACUACACUAACAGGAGCCAGCCUCCCCUUUUGAGCGCUAUGAUUUAUGAGAUAUACCGUACGACCGGUGACGUGGAAUUGCUUAAAAGAUCUCUACCUGCACUACUCAAAGAGUAUGAAUUUUGGAAUUCAGAUAUACAUAAGGUGACCAUUUUGGAUGCUCAAGGUUGCACUCACACCUUAAAUCGCUAUAAUGCAAUGUGGGACAAACCCAGGCCAGAAUCAUCCAUUAAGGACCAGGUAUUUGCUUCCAACUUCUCUAGUGUUUCAGAAAAACAGCAGUUUUACCGUGACCUGGCUUCAGCUGCUGAAUCAGGAUGGGAUUUCAGCACUAGAUGGAUGAGAAACCCGCCUAAUUUCACAACAUUGGCUACAACUUCCGUAAUACCUGUUGAUUUAAAUGCAUUUGUACUCGGGAUGGAACUUAAUAUUGCCUUCUUUGCAAAAGUUGUUGGAGAUAAUGGCACUGCUGAACGGUUCCUGGAAAAUGCUGAUCUUAGAAAGAAGGCAAUGGACUCUGUUUUCUGGAAUGCAAACAUGAAACAAUGGCUUGACUACUGGCUCGAAAAUACAUGUGAGGAGGUUCAUGUUUGGAAAAACGGGCGCCAGAAUAAAAAUGUAUUUGCUUCCAAUUUUGUUCCUUUGUGGAUGAAACCGUUUUAUUCAGACACUUCACUUGUGGCUAGUGUCGUUGAAAGUCUCAAAACUUCCGACCUUGUCCGUGCCGCUGGAGUUGCAACUUCUUUGACUGAUUCAGGACAACAGUGGGACUUUCCAAAUGGCUGGGCGCCGCUUCAACACAUGCUAGUGGAAGGCCUUCUAAAAUCUGGGUCGCAAGAAGCAAGGUCAUUGGCUGAAGAAAUUGCCAUCAGAUGGGUCACAACCAAUUAUAUCGUUUACAAGAAAACGGGCUUAAUGCAUGAAAAGCUUGACGUGGAGCAUUGUGGAGAAUUUGGAGGUGGAGGCGAAUACGUGCCCCAGACUGGUUUCGGCUGGUCAAAUGGUGUUGUGUUGGCAUUCUUGGAGGAGUUUGGAUGGCCUGAAGAUCGGAACAUAGAAUGCUGACGUGCUCAGAAAUUGAAAGAUCCGAAGUCACAACACUGAAUUUAAAAGCAACGAAGGAAUCAAACUUGAAAAGGUUCGAGAGUCUCUUCUUCCAUCUAUUUGCAAAUUCAUUAAUCUUUGACGAUAAAAACGCUCUGGUGAUACUAUAUUUACAAAACACAAAUAUGGUGUGUGUGAUGUAGUGUUAUUUAAUAUUUUUAGUAGUAGUUGUCAGGAUUGAGGUGGUAAUUUAUAUUUUAUUGAAAAUAUUUUGUAUA
Messenger RNA from Vigna radiata var. radiata (mung bean), 2171 nucleotides. Its product is annotated as trehalase. The record is from RefSeq and is a predicted model, not a curated record. The coding region runs from base 259 to 1914 and encodes 551 amino acids. Gene Ontology annotation, molecular function: alpha,alpha-trehalase activity. Lineage: Eukaryota; Viridiplantae; Streptophyta; Magnoliopsida; Fabales; Fabaceae. The transcript is spliced from 13 exons. Gene Ontology annotation, biological process: trehalose catabolic process.